GCGGCGGCGCCACCGCGCGCCGGGCGGCGCUGAUGCCGUGGAAGAUCCCCAACACGUCCAGGUGGCAGUGGCUGAGCGUGAGGGAGCUACUGCUGCGCGAGCGCAUCAUAUUCAUCGACAGCUUCAUAGACGACAACUGCGCGAACGCGACCCUGGCCAUGCUACUGUAUCUGCAGAGCGAGGACGCCACAAAGCCAAUACAGAUCUACUUCAACGUGCCUGGGGCUAUGCUGCAGCCCUCCCUGGCAAUCUACGACACGCUGAAACAGCUACAGGCCAAAGGCUGCAAGGUCACGACCGUUGUUUUCUCACUGUGCAGCGGCAUGGGUGCCUUUCUUGCUGCCGCUGGCACAAAAGGCCGCCGAUUCGCGACUCCGAACUCGAUCUUCCGCAUCUCCAAGACAGGGCUAGCAAGCCCAAUCCAGGGACAGGCGUCCGAGAUAGAGUUGGAGGCUACGCAGAUGCUGAAGGAGGCCGCGGUCGUAGAGAAGGCCCUGGCGGAAAUGACAGGAAAGCCGCUGGAGGCGAUACAGAAGGACCUUGGGCGUGACUUCUACCUGGAUGCGGAGAAGGCCGUAGAGUACGGCCUGAUCGAUAAGGUAAUGAAGUCCCCGGAAAAGCGCGACCUGAACGCGGGCCAGCGCGACCCCUGGAGUGGGCAGGACACCCGCGACUACAGGCACCACGUCGUGGAGUACGACCCGGAGCGGUUGAGGCGCUCAGAGCUCUUCGCCCUGGUGGACCGGCUCGUGCGCGUGCUCUUCCCGCCGAGCGUGCUGGGCGCGCCUGGCCAGCGGCCCACCGACUUGGAGCUCUACGGACCGACACUCUCCAUAUUAUUCCUAAGUCCGCUCCAGGGCGUGCAGCACGGCGCCCGUGGUCUUCAGAAUGGCUUCGCGCAGCGGCACGGGGUCCAGCUUUUCUUCCCGCAGCCCAGCGACUGCGGCGUGAACGGCAAGGACGUGCCACGAGGGAACAAAAGCAUCAUUAACGAGAGGGACCGCACCCAACGGAAGGACGUGUUGGCAGCUCAAGAGGUGCUGCAUCGCAAGCUCGACGUGAGCAGCUUCAACGACAACGACGUGAUGAAGAACAACUACCCCAGUCGCGCCUUCGUGGUCGAGCAGGAACAGCAGCAUCUUCGGUCCGACGUCGAGCGCACCCAGGCCACCCUUGCCGUGUCGGAGGCCGCGCCCCCGCCCCUGGACACGGCCGCGCUCGCGGCACGGGAGGAGAAGGUUCUGCGCGUGUUUUUGCAGUUCUUCGAGGGGGGAAGCACCCAGGGCACCUCCGCCGCGCGUUUGGCCCUGGGUCUCACCAUGAGCCUUUACGGCGCGGCACAUUCCCAGGCCUGCUCGCGCAAGGAGGUGGACAGGCUCAGGCUGGACUACUGGGGCCUGCCGCCCGCCUCGCCGGUGGGCCUGCAGCCGGCGGGCCACCCUCCCGCCGCCCCGGGCGGCCAGGGCGGCAGCGGCGAGGGGCGCGCACGGCGCGCGCGGUCCAGGAGCGCGGAGGCGGGCCGGCCGCCGGCGGAGGCCGCGCAGCAGUCCGCGGACGACCGCCUGAUCUCGCUGCUGCUGGGGCAGGCCGCGGCCCGCGACAGGGAGUCGCAGGUCGCCCGGGACGACGACGCCGUGAGGCACCUGCUGAGAGGGGGGCUCACGGCGGAGGAGGCGCAGCCCGGCCGCGACGACGACGCCCUGCGGCUCCUGCUGUCCGGCGGGCCCCCCGCCGCGCCGCCCAGCCCGCCGUGGCGGCCGCCGGGCGGCGGCGCGGCCGCGGCGGCGCCGUGGAGCGCCCUGCGCCUCGCUGGCGACGACGCUGCCGUCGCCGGCCUCCUCCGCCAGCAGCCAGCGCCGCCCAUCUCGGCUCGCGGUCCGGCAGCAGCUGGGCGCGGCCGCCGCUUCGCCCCAGCAGAGGUUGGGCGGCGGGGCGGCCGUUGCGGCCCCGCCGCGGCCACAGCAAGGCUGGCCCCAGGCGGGCGGCUGGGCCGACGCGACGUUGCGGCCAGAGCUCCUCCGGGACGACGACGCCCGCCUGCGGAGCCUGUUCGAGUAGCGACCCGCAGCAGCGGCGAAGCUCCGGACGCGCGCCGCGGCCCGCGGCCCGGGAAACGCGUUCCCGCUGAUGCCAGGAAAGCGUACGACUCGAGAUCGCCGAAAUUCGGUUUGCCGACGCUUUCGGCUGCACGUGGGGCGCUCCAAGAGAGGCCUCGCCUUUGAGGAUCCAAGGGGUUGUCAUCUCUUCAUCGGCGAGAGGCUGGCGGAAGG
Molecule: messenger RNA, 2270 nt
Organism: Prorocentrum cordatum
Lineage: Eukaryota; Dinophyceae; Prorocentrales; Prorocentraceae
Source: the annotation of a GenBank genome assembly